Molecule: messenger RNA, 4026 nt
Organism: Plasmopara halstedii
Lineage: Eukaryota; Oomycota; Peronosporomycetes; Peronosporales; Peronosporaceae
Product: dna repair protein rad50
Exons: 3
Coding region: 1-4026 (1341 amino acids)
Biological process (GO): telomere maintenance via telomerase; telomere maintenance via recombination; double-strand break repair
Cellular component (GO): Mre11 complex; nucleus; condensed nuclear chromosome
Molecular function (GO): double-stranded telomeric DNA binding; G-quadruplex DNA binding; ATP hydrolysis activity
Source: RefSeq, a predicted model, not a curated record
AUGUCCAGUAUCGAGAAGCUGUCAAUCCGCGGCAUUCGCAGCUUUAGUCCGAAUCGCGAGGAAAUUAUCGAAUUCUACCACCCUCUAACCAUUCUUUUGGGUGAUAAUGGAUGUGGUAAGACUACGGUAAUUGAAUGUCUUAAACUAGCUUGCACAGGCGGUCUACCUCCUGGCGCACGUAGUGGUCAAAGCCUCGUGCACGACCCUAAGAUUGCAGGCACAAAUGAAGUAAAGGCCAGUAUACGGUUACGCUUUCGUAAUCGAGCAGGUAAGGUCAUGCUCAUUCAUCGUACAUUCCAAGUACGACAGACGAAGAAGGCAAUUACUUUCAAAGCCCUGGAUGGCGUCAUUCGAGUAGUAAAUGAAUUAGGCGAGAAGGUCUCCUUAAGUCACAAAUGUGGCGAAUUGGAUCAACACAUUCCCGAUAUGCUGGGUGUGUCGAAAGCUAUUCUCGAAAGCGUCAUCUUUUGUCAUCAAGAAGAAUCCAAUUGGCCAUUACGAGAAGGCGCCGAAUUGAAAAAACGUUUUGAUAAUAUCUUUGAAUCGGCGCGAUAUACCAAGGCUUUAGAAGCUAUUCGAAAGCUUAAAAAGGCAAGAAUGGACAAUGCUAAGGAUUAUAAAAGGGAUCUUGACAUUUUAUCGGCUCACCGAAAAACAGCGGAGGAUAUUCGUGACAAAAUAGAACGAGCGCAGGAAAAACUCCAAGAAGUCACAGAAAAAGGAGACGAGGCCAAUCAUGAAAUUGUCAAAGCAAAGAAAACACUAGAAGAGUUGCAGCAACUGCAAGAUGAAGUGAAGAAAUUGCACGCACAGUUGGAAAGACGUGAGGAGGAUGUGGAGAGGAAGCAACAGAGUGUGCGUACUGCAUAUGGAAAGAUCGAAAAAAUCAUGAAUGAUACUGACGAAGAGUUGCAAAGUUCUCUAAACGACUACGAUGCCAUUAUUGAUGAACAUCACAAAGCGUUUUCCAGACUACAAGAGCAAGCGGAGAGAUUGAAGGAUGAGCAGGAAAAAGUUAAACAAGAAUACGUGGCGUUGUGUGCGUCAAAAGCCCGCGUAGAGACCAAUAUUGAUACAUAUCAAAAACUGGUAGCAGACUUGAUUGACUCGGCGUCUAAGCUUAGCACCAAGUACCGGUUUCACUUGCAGCCUUUGUCAUCUCAACCUGAAGAUGUCUCGGGCUUUUUGGAUGCGUUUAAAAACGUCGUCAAGGACAAACAUGACGCUGUUAAUAGUCUCGAUGUGAAGCAACGGCAGGAUGACGACAAAAUGACGACAGAGCUUCUAGAGUUAUCAUCACAGGUGAAACACUUAAGGGACGACCUUGCCACUAAAAAGCAAAAGCUUGCGGACUUGAAAAGAGAGAAAACGGUGAUUGCAAACCGAUUACGAGAGCUUGGGGGUGCUGGAAUUCAUUCACAGCGAGACGCUGAGGAAAUGACAUCGCAAUUGGCGAAAACGGAGAAGACAAUAGCAGAGUACAGGGCAAAAAACAACGUCAUGGCCUUAAAAGAUGAAAUUCAUGGUUUUAAUUUGCGAAUAAACGAUAUAAACCGUGUGAUGGACGAUCUUGGGCAGCAGAUUAACCAACUGCGUCUUCGUGCCCGAGAAAAUACCGCAAUUGAGGUUAAGCGAAGCGAGCAUCGGAAGAAGGAGGAAGUUUUUCAGGCCACUUUGUUCGAAAAAGUAGCCGAUGUCGAAGACAUAUUUGAAGGUGGCGAAAAGCCGAAAGAUCGAAAUACUUUAUUAACAGCAAUCUCUGAUAUUGAUAGCCGAAUUACUGAGCGUAAGCGCUGUCUCGACGCGAAAAAAAGUGAACUCGUGUCAGCUGAGCAGCAUUUGAUGGAAAAUGCAACGUCUUCGAAGCUUGUGGAAAAAGAAUUAAAUUUAAUGCGAUCAACGAAGAAUCAACUUGAGCGGCAGCAUAUGACGAGGUUGAAAGAAUUAUUGGAUAAAAUCAAUCCCGGACAUGAUUUGAAAAGCGCUGAAUUGGGUAUCAAAGAAGCGGAACGAGCUUAUGCAGAUGCCAAGGAUAAAGUCGUUCGUCGCAAGAACAUGGUCAUGUUCUUAAACAUUUACAAGAAGAAAGGCUUAAAAGAGCACUGCUGCCCAUUGUGCGAGCGCGACAUGACUCCGGCGGAAGCACAAGCUUUUGAAAGCAUUUUAAGCAGUAAAACAGAUGACAAAAAGGUUGCAAAUAAGAUAAAAGAAGCCGAAGAGCUUGAAAAAUCGUGGCUUCAGACUUUGACAGAGAUCAAGGAGAAGAUACCAAGUUGGCGUAAGUGGCUCGAGUUGGAGACUACGAUACUUGAUAAAGUGAAGGAGCUUGAGGUGGUUUAUAGUGCUCAAAAAGCUUUAGAAAUUGACGUGAAAGAUAAGAAAGCUGCGUUUGAUCUGGCACAGGAACAGGUUGAAGAUGCCAGAACAGCUAAGUUCGAGAUGGAAAUUUUGUGCAAAACUGCUAACGAGCUGUACCAUACUGACAUAGCACUACGAAAGGAAGAGGAGCGAAUGGGAGGAAGUCAGGGAUCCAGUGGUCGAUCAUUGUCGGACGUGGAAGCUGAAAAAGAUGCUAAGCAGGCUCAAGUCCAGGAUCUUAACCAUCAGCUCCAGCGGAAGCAAAAGGAGCUAGAUCACAUUAAUGACACGUUGCAACAAUUGCAAAACGAUUUGCUCAGUCGAAAAGAAGAGAAAUUUCGGAUGGAAACCCAGCGCAAGGAAUACGAUGAGGCCGUGAGAGAACAGAAUCGAUUGCGUGAGCAAGAGAAGGCGUUAAAAGACGCUUAUAACCAAUUAAAAGCAUCCGAGCCCGAGCUAGAGCGUAAGCUUCGAAAGAAAACAAGUGAACGGGAGAUGCGACGUACAGAGGCAAGAGAAGAUCUACGAGCGCAACGUUUGGAGCUUCAGGAACGUCAAGGGGACUUUCAAGUCUUCAGUGCGAAAUGUAAGCAAGUAGAGCAAGGCGAAUUAGCCAAACUGGAGCGUCAAGCUCAUACAUUAAGCGAUAAUAUUGCACAGACGAAACAUCGCGAGGAUGCAGCGAUUCAAUCAUUGACAGACCUGACACCACAGAUAAAAAUUGCUGAGGAAGUUUUAAGUAAAAAUGAAAUUGUCAAGCGACAAAUUCACGACAAUCUCGACUAUCGAGAGCUUCAAAAAGAGUUGGAAACGUUGCGUAUUGAGGCUGAGGAUCUUAAACAUCAGGUUGGAAACUUGCCACUUCUUGAUGACGUGAAUGAUCGAGUAGCAUCAGCGAGUGCAGCAUUGAAUAUGGCGGAACAUUCGUUUGCUGUGAUGAAGGGAAAGAGACAGCAGUUAAUGGAAGACAUUCGUGAACGAAAGGUUCAGCUUCGUGUGCCAACAUUAAAAGAUGUUGAAGAAAAGUAUCGUCACAAGCUCAUUCAGUUUGAGACAACACAAAUGGCCGUGGCAGACUUGGAUCGCUACUAUAAAGCAUUGGACGAGUCAUUGCUGCAGUAUCAUUCAAAAAAAGUAGAAGAAAUCAACACAAUCAUCCGUUCGUUAUGGCAAAUUACAUACAAGGGCCAAGAUAUUGACACAAUUGAGCUCGUGAGCGGUCAACUUGAUGGUGCCGUAUCAAAAGCUGCACGCUCGUAUGACUACCGUGUCAUGAUGAAAAAAGCUGGAGCUGCAAUCGAUAUGCGAGGUCGCUGCAGUGCUGGACAGAAAGUUCUUGCGGCAUUGGUGAUUCGGCUGGCUCUUGCUGAGACGUUUUGUUUAAACUGUGGUAUAUUGGCGCUGGAUGAACCUACGACGAAUCUGGACACGGAAAACAAAUUUGGGCUUGCACAGGCUAUCACAGACAUUCUCAGCGCGCGCUCACAGCAGCAAAACUUUCAACUUGUUUGUAUUACGCACGAUGAAGAGUUCGUGCAAAUGCUCAGUCGAACGCAGACCAUAGAGGGGUCCCGUCCAGAAUUUUAUUGGCGCAUCUUGAGAGAAAACAUCGGUGGUGAUCGCUUCGUAAGCAAAAUCGAGCGACGUGAGUGGGAAGACGGCAUUUAA